Messenger RNA from Eimeria maxima, 4251 nucleotides. RefSeq lists its product as hypothetical. Lineage: Eukaryota; Apicomplexa; Conoidasida; Eucoccidiorida; Eimeriidae. The coding region runs from base 1 to 4251 and encodes 1416 amino acids. The record is from RefSeq and is a predicted model, not a curated record. The transcript is spliced from 5 exons.
AUGUCUAAGAAGGCAGCAAAGAAGAAGGGUCCGUCUAAGGCGGAAUUAGAGGCACAAUUAAAGGCAAUAAAUGAGGGUUUAAUGCUGCAGUGCUUAAAGGAAGAUUUACGAGAAAAAGAAAGAUGGAGGAAAGGAGCAGCAGAAGAAUUAGAGAGGCAAUUAAAGGAACUGCAGCAGCAAGAAGCAACAGAGAGCAAAUUGCUGCAGCAGCAACUGCAGCAACAGCAGCAAAUGCAGCAGCAGCUAGUACUGCAACAAAGACAUAUCACUAAACAAAUCGAUAACGAAGUUGCAGACACCGAACAAACCAUGAAGGAGCGUCAUGCAAGUGCUGCCCGCAUGCAAGAAGAGUUUAUAUCGAUGUCUCGUGCUGCUGCUGCUGCGCUGCAGCAGCAACUGCAGCAACCCUUAGUAUCUUUACCCCAAUUACUAAAAGAUUACGAGGAACAAAUACAAACAAUAUAUAACCAAACCCUAGCAGAAACACAACAAAAUAUUAAUGCACAAAACCCUAAACAUACACUAGCAUUGGGUGUGCGCACUGACGCUGAGCAUGACACCCGAGAAGUUGCUUCUCGAGUGUUGGAUGGUUUAGGGAGACGGACAGGAUCUCCGCCUUCUACUGAUGCAGUCCUCAAGCUGCUGCUGCACCUGCAGCAGCCGCAGCAGCAGCUGCUGCUGCAGCAAAGGGGCAUAGAGGUAAGCAAAUUAACAGCAGAUAUUGCUGCUCUUGCAUUCGCUACACCGCAGCAGCAGCAGGAACAGCAGCACUCGAAGGGUAAGACUGAGCAGCAGCAGCAGCAGGAGAAGCCUCAUGAGCAGCAGCAGGAAGAAGAUCAGAAGAUAGAAAGAUUAGCAGCAGCAGCAGCAGCAAGUCUUAAGGAAAAAGGCCUCUCUUCUUCCUUAGGAGAGCAGCAGCUAGAGGCAGCACUUGCUGCGCUGCAGCAGCAACUAACAUGGAGGGGAGUAAAUGUGCAGCAGCUAAGAGAUGCUAUUGUACAAAGAGUUAGUGGAUACACACAGAGGCAGCAACAGCAGCAGCAGCAACAGCAACAGCAACAGCAGCGACAGCACGAGGAGCAGCAGGAGUACUACCGUAAGAAGUACCAGCAGCAGCAGCCUGAACACCAGCAGCAGCAGAAGCCCGGACAGCAGCAGCAGCAGCAGCACAGUGAUCAGCAAGAGUACUAUCGUAAGAAGUACCAGCAGCAGCAGCAGCCUGAGCACCAGCAGCAGCAGCAGCAAGGUGAUCAGCAGGAGUACUACCGUAAGAAGUACCAGCAGCAGCAGCCUGAACACCAGCAGCAGCAGCAGCAAGGCGAUCAGCAGGAGUACUACCGUAAGAAGUACCAGCAGCAACAGCCUGAGCACCAGCAGCAGCAGCAGCAAGGUGAUCAGCAAGAGUACUACCGUAAGAAGUAUCAGCAGCAGCAGCCUGACCAACAGCAGCAGAGGCAGCAGAAGGAUGAACAGCAGCAGGACAGGGAGAAAGAGAAGGAGGAAAAGAGGAAGCAGCAGGAGAGGCAGCAGCAGCAGGAGGAGUCUAUACGGCGCGCGGAGCGGGCAGCAGCAGCAGCUGCCGCUAGUGCUGCUGCUGCUGCUGCUGCUGCCACCAGUGCAGCAGAAGCUGCAGCAGCAAUAGCCAAAGCUACUGCUCAGCCAGAACGCGCCGCUGCUGCAGCAACUGCAGCAGCAGCAGCAGGUGCAGCAUCUGUUGCAGCAUCUGCUGCAGCAAGAGACGCAGCAGCAACUGCAGCAGAUAUCCUCCUUACAGUAACACCACCAGAAGCACCAGCAAAAGAUGCUGCAGCAAAGCCGGUCUCUGCUCCAGCAGCAGCAGAAGCAGCAGCAGCAGAAGCAGCAGCAGCAGCAGAAGCAGCAGAAGCAGCAGCAGCAGCAGCAGCAGCAGAAGCUGCGGAACAUAAACCAGCAUUAGCAGCAGCUCGAGGAGGGCAGAAGAAAGCAGCAGCUAAAGCAGAAGCAGCGGCAGCAAAAAAGGCUGCAGAAGAAAAAGCAGCAGCAGAAAAAGCAGCAGCAGCAGCAGCAGAAGCAGAGGCAGCUAAAAAAGCAGCAGCAGAAAAAGCAGCAGCAGAAAAGGCAGCAGCUGAAAAAGCAGCAGCAGCAGCAGCAGCAAAAGCAGCAGCAAAAGCAAAAGCAGCAGCCGAAAAAGCAGCAGCUGAAAAAGCAGCAGCAGCAGCAGCUGAAAAGGCAGCAGCAGCAGCAGCUGAAAAGGCAGCAGCAGAAGCAGAAGCAGCAGAAGCAGCAGAAGCAGAAAGAGCAGCAGCUGAACGAGCAGCAGCUGAAAAAGCAGCAGCGGAAAAGGCAGCAGCGGAAGCAGCAGCAGCAGUAGCAGCAGCAGCGGCUGCAGAAAAAGCAGCAGCAGAAAAAGCAGCAGCAGAAAAAGCAGCAGCAGAAAAAGCAGCAGCAGAAAAAGCAGCAGCAGAAGCUGCAGCAGCAGCGGAAGCGGAAGCAGCAGCUGAAAGAGCAGCAGCUGAAAGAGAAGCAGCAGAAAAAGCAGCAGCAGAAGCAGCAGCAGCUGAGAAGGCAGCAGCAGAAGCAGCCGCUGCUGAAAAAGCAGCAGCAGAGGCAGCAGCAGCAGCAGCGGAAGCAGAAGCAGCAGCUGUAGUAGCGGCAGCCGAAAAAGCAGCAGCAGGAGCAGCAGCUGCUGAAAAAGCAGCAGCAGAAGCAGCAGCAGCAGAAGCAGCAGCAGCAAAAGCAGCAGCUGAAAUAGCAGAAGCUGAAAAAGCAGCAGCUGAAAAAGCAGCAGCAGAAGCAGCAGAAGCAGCAGAAAAAGCAGCAGCAGAAGCAGCAGAGGCUGCAGAGAAAGCAGCAGCUGAAGCAGCAGAAGCAGCAGAAAAAGCAGCGGCAGAAGCAGCAGAGGCUGCAGAGAAAGCAGCAGCAGAGGCAGCAGAAGAAGCUAAGAAGGCGGCAGCAGAAGCGGCAGAAAAGGCAGCAGCAGAAGCAGCAGCAGAAGCAGCAGCAGAAGCAGCAGAAAAGGCAGCAGCAGAAGCAGCAGCAGAAGCAGCAGGAGAAGCAGCAUUGCUUCCACCUGCUGAAUCAGAAUCAGCAGCAGCAUCAGAAGCAGCACCUCGCUCAGCAGCAGCAGGAGCAGCAGGAGCAGCAGCAGCAGCAGCAUCAGCAGCAGCAGGAGAAGAAGCAUUAAUAAAUGAUUCCUUUGAAUGUUUACGUUACGGCAAAGAUACAAAAGGAGAAGAAAUAAAAAAAAUAAAAAAUAAUAUAAAUUCUAUUGCUGCAUGCGCUGCUGCAUGCGCUGCUGCUGCAGAUUGUAGUGUAUAUACAUAUAAUUUAAGGAGGAGUUGGUGCUCAUUAAAAACACUUACUCCCUCUACUACUGCAGCAGCAGCAGCAGCAGCUGCUGCUGCUGCUGCUGCUGCUACUGCUACUGCUGCACCUGCUGCUGCUGCUGCUGGGGAGGAGGAGGAGGAGGACUUCCCCUUUACCCCACAGAAGUCUUAUGCUGAGCCUCUUGUAUCAGCAGAGAGAAACUGUCAGCCUAAGCAAGCAGAGCCUAGAAGGCUGCACCAGCAGCAGCAGCAGCAGCAGCAACUGCAGCAGCAGCAGCGGCAGCAGCAGCAGCAGAGACAGCUGCAGGAAGGAGGAGGGACCUACUACUCUGAUGGUAAUGGUAUCAUUCCUUCACCAUAUUAUGAUGAUGGGGCCCUUGAGGGGUUCGGCAUGCAUGCAGCAGCAGCAGCAGCAGCAGAUCCAAGCAGCAGCAGCAGCAGCAGCAGCGUUAGUAAUGACGUAAUAGAAGAAGGAAUGGGUGUGAUCCCUUCUAUGCUUCGUGCAUCUCCUGCGGUGUAUAGGCAGGUGGGCCCCCCUCAUAGAACCCUUCAAGUAUAUGGGUACCCAGGUGUAGGUGGGCCCCCUAUAUAUGGUGGGGGCCCCCCACCCCCACCUGCAUGGGGAGGAGGAGGAGGGUACUGGGGUGGGGGCCCCCUGCAGCGGCUGCACCAGCUAGUAGACCAUCCCCUCAAGACUGUUGGGGGUUUAGUAGCGGAGGACGUAUUAGGUCUUACCCCUGAACCCUAUGUAGGGGGGAGGAGGAGGGAAGGGGGGGCCCUCUAUCGUGCUGCUGCUGCUGCUGAUGCUGAUGCUGCUGCUGAUGCAGCAGGUGCUGCAGAAGGGUUUCUAGUUAAGAGGAGGCUUGCUGCAGCAGCAGCAACUGCAGCAGAAAUAGCAGCAGAAACUAACGAGUCCGGGGUUGAUUGCCUGCUCGGAGACUGCUAA